This is a messenger RNA of Impatiens glandulifera, 1242 nucleotides long. RefSeq names its product exopolygalacturonase-like. The record is from RefSeq and is a predicted model, not a curated record. Gene Ontology annotation, molecular function: polygalacturonase activity. The transcript is spliced from 4 exons. Lineage: Eukaryota; Viridiplantae; Streptophyta; Magnoliopsida; Ericales; Balsaminaceae. Gene Ontology annotation, biological process: carbohydrate metabolic process. The coding region runs from base 1 to 1242 and encodes 413 amino acids.
AUGGCCGGCUGGGGAAGAAGAGCGAGCCUAGAGAUUGCCUUGUUUCUCGUUUUAUUAUUGUGUAUCAUUCAUGAAGACGUGGCUGCUGCCCGUAUUCGUAGGCCUAGGCCCGCAGGCGCCGAGAAGGUCUUUAACGUUAUGAGAUUCGGCGCUAAGAAAGGUGGUAGCAUAGAUUGUACUCAAGCCUUUGCCGACACUUGGAUCGCGGCUUGUAGGGGGCCGCUAUCGAAAGGGAUCAAUACUAGGGUGGUGGUUCCCAAUGGCGUGUUCCUUGUGUCUGCGUCGCUCUUUGAAGGACCAUGCACCGCGACAGGGAUCGUUUUUGAGAUCCGUGGGACCAUACAAGCUGAUACGGAUAUAUCGAAUUAUCCGAAUAAUGCUUGGCUAGGUUGGGAUACUGUAGAUAACAUGUUGAUCGCUGGGUCGGGCACGAUCGAUGGUCAAGGACAAAAGGUGUGGGAAUACAACGACUGCAAAACUAAUCCAAAUUGCAUACAUCUCCCGUCGGCAGUACACUUUGACGACAUAACGAACUCAAUGAUUCGAAAUAUACAUGUGCAAAAUGCAAUGGGAUUUAACUUGCACAUUGUUAACAGCAAAUCGGUAAGGGUAAAGAAUGUUCGAAUCAUUGCACCGGGAAAAAGCCCAAACACGGACGGUGUCCACAUUAGCAAAUCAAGCAAUGUUUCUAUUGAUAAUUCAUUCAUCGGCACCGGAGACGAUUGUAUAUCACUUGGCCCCGGAUCUAUCGACGUUUCUAUCAAUAAUCUCAUAUGCGGUCCGGGCCAUGGAAUUAGUAUUGGUAGCCUCGGCAAAGGUCCCGACGAGAUGGACGUAACUGGAAUUAAAGUGAAGAAUUGCACGUUGGUUGGGACGACAAACGGCCUAAGAAUAAAAACAUGGCCGGGGUCUCCUCCUAGUAAUGCUAGAGACAUGGUUUUUAGUGACAUUACUAUGAAAGAUGUUAUGAACCCGAUCAUCAUUGACCAGGGCUACGGUGGUGGUGACCCAGUCAGCAAGCCAUCGAAAGUUCAAGUAAGCGAUAUUGUAUUCGAAAACGUCAAAGGAACAUCGGGCUCGGAAGUGGCGGUGAACCUAAUGUGUAGCAAGGCGGUUCCAUGUAGCAAUGUUCAACUCAACAACAUCCAGUUAACGAAAGCGCUCGCUGCCCGCGAAAUAACCUCUUCGUGCGUAAACGCCAAAGUAGGUUAUUCCGGCGCCCAACUCCCCCCGGCUUGUUAA